AUGAUUUCUGUGUGUGUUUUGCUGGCUGCCUCGUGGAUUUCACAUGCUUUGUCAUUGCAUGUUACGAUCUCUCAAUCAUUUGGCGCAAAUAACAUGAGCUGUUACACUUCAAAUGGGACUCUUCCUUGCAGAUCGCUCAACUACGCUCUGGAAAUUCUAAAUGAUGCCUCAUUUAGCGACGAAACUACGUUUAUUUUCGUUAUUCAAGACAGGAUACAUGAUUUGCGAAACCAAAUACAGAUUUCACAACCACGAAAGGAGAGACAGGUCUUUAUAACAGCAUUGGUGUCUAGAUCUGUGAUACGCUGUGGCGACGAAACCCUUGAAAUCUGUGGCUUUAUCUUUGGUUCACAAACGGGUGGAACAUUUUUCACGUACAAUAUUCACUUGUCAAACAUCGAGUUUCAGCAUUUUAGUGCAAACGCUGCGGCUGUCGUGGCGAUUUGGAACUCCGUCGAUGUCUCGUUCACCAACUGCGCAUUUACACAAAAUAAACGAGCUGGUGUAAUUGCGUUCGACAGUGGCGUUAAGAUAGCAGGAUGCCGUUUUUUAAACAACACUUCGAAUGUACAGCAUACCCGGCUAAGCAGGGAACUAACCACAUCCGUCGGUGGUGGAGCUGGGUUUGUAUUUCUUAUGUCAAGUAACUUCACUGUCGUCGUCCGAGACACGAACUUUACCGGAAAUUCAGCGGCCACAAACGAUUCCGAAAACUUUAUUCCUCCGUUUACGUCAAGCUCGGUUCUUCCUAAACUGAACUUCUUGGGCGGGGGUUUGCUUGUGGCUUUUCUUGAAAAGGCAAAUUCAAAUCGAGCAUUCGUCAAGAACAGUGUUUUCUUUAACAAUAGCGCCACUUUCGGAGGAGGGUUGUUUCAUUUUUCGGCUCAUGGUUCUGGCGGGAAUAUAUUAGACGUUCAAAGCACGCUUUUCAAACGUAAUCGAGCGUCGCAGGGCGGUGGGGCACUUAGCACCUCGAUAUGGGAUUCGAGCUCUUGCAGUAUCCUCGUGAAGGACUGCAUCAUAAGUGACAACUGGUCUAGGAGGGGCGGUGGUCUCAAUAUUUACCCCAUGAGGAUGCAAUACACAUAUCCAAUCGCGCAAUCCUUUAUGCAGUUCGUAAAUGUGACUUUAGACAGAAAUUCCGGUCGGGCUAGCGCGGCAGUUCGCUUGGAUACUGCCCUUCCCGUUGGCUAUUCGAUUAGUGUGCUACCAGAAUUUAUUGACUGCACCAUCCAGAACCAUGAAGCGACCUAUCUAUCCUACACAGCACCCUUUGCGAGUCAAAGGAUACAUGUGAAAUUUAGCGGUACCAAUGUCUUCACAAUGAACCAGGGAGCCGGUGCUAUAGAGUUCCAAGAGGGAGUGAUACACCUCAAUGGCACUUUGGAGCUUAGCAAGAACACUGGUACCCAUGGAGGAGCGGUUGUGUUCAGGUCCAGUCAGCUUAUACUAUACCCUGGAAGUGAACUGAAUUUUGUUCAAAAUGCUGCCAGCGGCAUUGGCGGAGCAAUUAUGGUUCAAACCCGCGCGAUGUAUGAAUACAUUCAUCGAUACAAUCCUGACUGUUUUGUGAAGUACAGCGAAGACGAUACGCCACCGUCAGAAUGGAAGGUAAGGGAUGACGCCUUAUACGCUGUAUUUAACUAGCGGGCAUACAAAGUUAAAGACAAAGGGAUGGGAAGCUUAGUUGUAUGCCCCUCUGCCCCCCCCGCCUCCCAUAGAAAAAGCUGUUCUUUUUUUUCUUCAAGCUCAUUUGGGCAAACUUUGAUGACAUUCGAUUGCUAUAAAAAAAGGUUGCAAGUUUAAGAAAGUAUGAUUCAAAGAUUAUGUGCCUUUGGCCAAACGGGAGGUCAGGAUGUCUGGAUAUUGAGCAAGGUCUUCUUUGCAUUUUUAUGGAGACAAAAGGGAGCUUAGCAACUACGCAGAGGACGUUCGACGACAACUUCAAAAAACAAAAGGUUUAAUGAUCAAAACAACAGCUCUGCACGUGCAUCAGGCUUUUUAGUGCAUUUCUUUGACGUCCACUGCACGACUACGACGUGAAACCUCCUAAUUUGAAGUUUUAUGGAGGACGUGGACAUACGAAGCCGAACUCUUCCUUCGUCUUUUGAACUUGAAAAAAAUUCUUAAGAAUUUAACUCCAGGAAAGGUCACCUGCAUUUGACAUAUUGAGCGGGUCCAAAUAGACGCGAUUAAGUUUGAAACAACGCAAAUUCACUUUUCAGCGAAGUUUUUACUGCCUUCGUCGUCGUCGUUGCUUAAGGUCGCUUUUUUAAGUCGAGGUUAGCCUGGGUGCACUCGACUUCUAUUUCGUUUGUUGCUCAAAAUGUUUCCGCGAGCAACAAAUGAAAAAUGAAAAAUGGAGACUUCUGCGCGCAAGCUAAGUCUAGGUCAAUAAAACUUAAAAAGAACUAGGCCACAGAGGCGGCGGAGCAUUUUGAAACGUGAAGGGGGGGGUGGGGGGGGCUCAUCUUUCUUAAAUGCCCUGUGCGUUGUUCGUUGGCACACUCAAACCUCUUUGCAAUCUUCACAGUGUCUUGUGUGUCCGUAAUCGAUUUAUGACAAUGCAUCUGUAGGCAGUUGUUCAGGCCGUCCUGCUUCAUAGUGCUUCUUAGGUAGUUCUUGAGUGUCUCUGAGGGCACAAAAUGUGCUUUCUGAUGUCAUGGAGGCCACAGGUAAUGUUGCCUGCGUUAUUUUCUGCACCAAAAUGUGGGAGCUGUGCCCCCGUCUCAAAUUUGUGGUAUGCCCCCCCCCCCUGAUCCGCCGCCUAUGGGCCAAUGUCCAGUCAUCUUGACCUGACAAAGAGAACAACGCGGGAAAUCGCGAAUGGGGUGAAUGGCAAGACAGAUGGUAGAUAAUCAUAACACAGCAUAAGCGUCAUCUUCGUAAAUACGGGUACAUACGAGACUGGUGAAACUGUCCACCAUCCACAUGCUGAUAAUAUUCUAAGGAUGACUUUUCAUUCUACUCGGUGCAAAGUGGAGGAGUAACGUGAGACGAAACGAUUUCAGUUCAAUCUCGAUACCGCGAAAAAUGACCCUCCAGGAAAGGAAAAUUCAAUUUUUUAUGUCCCGGGGCUAUCCUUGUUUUGGUUUCUUCAGUCUAAGAGUAAUACAAAGUAAAAGCAGCAACAACAACAAUUACAAUCAAACCCCGUUAAUACGGGCACUGAGGGGCCAAAGCUAAUGUCCGUAUUGAGGGAGGUAAAUGUAGAGAAAAUCUAAGGGGUUUCUUUCCCCUGGGACAAAGCAAAUUGUCCGUAAUAAUAAGAUGUUCAUAUUAGCGGGUGUGACUGUACCCGGCGGGGAUACUUUCGGAACUUCUGGGUGGGGAUGUGCCGCUGGGACCCUGGAACCCUUAACCUAUACCAGAGCUAAUUCAGCUGAAUUAUGCUACCCUAUACUAGAGUAAACUCCCCAAAUCCCCCUAUCCUAGAGUAGCUGUUUACCUAGUCUAGAUAAAAUCUUCAACCAACCGAUCAGUUUCCUGAAAAAUGAUACCCUAUUCUAGAGCCAAACGCUCUGAUUUAUGUACCCUAUCCUAGAGUAAACUGCUUGAAAACCAUACCCUUCACAGCGGGACAUACCUAUAUAGCCCAUAUAUGGCAGUACCCCCCGGUGAUUGUAAUACUUCUACUUUUUCCGUCAGGCUAAGGUAUCAUUUAUCAAGAACAGCGCGAGACUUAAGGGUGCUGCCAUUUACAUCUCGUCCCUGGGAGCGUGCCUAUGGUACGAAAAGUCUCCAUUCUACAGCGUCGAUCAGGCCCUCCGCUGGAAUAACACCUUUGUUUAUGAAGGUAACUAUCUUCGUCCUGGCAAGCAUUUUCAGCCAUUUUCCGGUACAGAGUACGACAUCGCAACAGACACCCAUCAUUUUGAGGACGAGGACAAAACUGAUAAAGAGAUACAGGUAAAAACUCAUCUCUUUAUUCCUUAGUUAAAAAAUAAAGGAAAGGCAAAAAGUCCUUAUUUUAUGUCGGUAGCUCGAAAUAGUCAUCUGACUUACGCUCAUUCCCCGGCAGGAUUAGCUCAGACGGUAGAGCGCGCGCUUACCUGCAGAGCGAAAGGCCAAGGGAUCGAUUCCCGGGGCCGGACCAAUACUCAGGGUCUUAAAAGUAACUGAGAAAUGAAGGUACUCCCUUUGCCCUGCAAGCGGUUAGACCUUCGCGUGGCUCGGAUGACGACGUAAAAUGGCGGUCCCGUCUCCAGCUGGAAACGUCGAAAUAGUGUCCUCAAUUAGUACUUUCGUGCCUAAUACUUUGACGCUCAAUUAAAAGUUCUCUUAUUUUCUCAGACGCCAUUUUAUGGGGAUACCAGUGGUGGCGUCGCUGUCCUAACCUGACGUUUGAAAGAAAAGGGGAAGAGGAUUCCGCGUGAGUGAGAAGCGCGAGAGGCGCGCGAUCUCGCAUCCAAAUUCCAAUUCCCCUUCCCCUUCCCUUUCGAACGCCUGCCACGCGCGCAGGUUAUAACUGUCCUUUUUUUCUUCUUCUGCUUGAUCCUGCAGCUGUCGCCUGGCGAGAAAUCCAUGAUGGAUAUUCAAGGAUUCGAUGAACUCAAUCACAUGGUAUUUACCAUUGCUACGAUAUCCCAAACAGCCAACCCAGGCCUAAGCAAUAGGCUACAUGUCGACGAGAGUAUUCGUCUGUUGUCGCCACUUAACGAAGUGUCUUUUCCGUUUUCGUAUCGCCUGGCCAACAAAACUGUAUACAUGCAGCUGACCAACAAAACACUGCACCGUUUUCAGGUUGAGGAUAUUUUCUCUACGUUGAAAAACAGAUAUUUCUUUAACGUCACUGCAAUCCCUUGUAGACCAGGAUUCAAGUUCCAGGGUACUGUUUGCACUUGUGACAAGUCCAUCGAUGGCGUCUCGCGGUAAGACAGUUUUAAAAAACGUGUUAAACCUGAAUAGUGUAAGACGCUAAUAGUGAUCCCGAGGCGGCAAAUAAUGCACAAAAUUCCCCGAUGUUUGAGGUGGGUCUAGGCUACAAUCUUGGACACAAUGAAAUUUAACUGCAAACACCCAUCCCCCUUCCCCCAAAUCAAGGAUGAAGAAGCGCACCAUUUGUCUAUCCUUGUUUUGGGGGUCAUGGGGGUCUAAAUUUCCCAUCCCUCCCCAAGAGGAAUUAGUGUUGCGUGACGUGACAAAAACGGCUGCGUUCUGCACGGAAAGGAAAGAAGUCGAAAUCUUAAGGAUGAGAGGUCACACCUGUGAAUCGAACUCAAGGCCUCUCGCAAAGAAGGUCGCGCAAUAACGGACUGUGUCAAUCCUUGCUCCCGAAUAAAUAGCGACUACUUUGCAGUAGAGAUCAGUAAGAUCGUCGAGAUCGAGCGCUUUGUGUUACGGGCUUCCAUCUCGCCCCUCUCCCCCUAGAGCUAUAAUUCCCUACGCCCGCCCCCUCGGCACAUUUGAUAAUCACGAUGGCCGCCAUUAAUGCUAAGACGCGCUAUAUCUUGACGAUCUCACGAAAAAAUAGGGGACUGUGAACAGUCUACUUAGCAGGCUAUAGGCAAAACUUGCACCUCCAAGGUUUGGAUUUAAUAGUGUUCAGUAUUGUUCAGUCCCCACUAUUCGUUUUUCUCAGCUGGAUCAGGUUAUUUAUUCAUCAUUAAUUAGACACAUAUUCUUCACCUGAGAUCUCAUCAUUUUCUUUUUUCACCCCUUUCUCCAAACAGAUGCGGCGACGACUCCCGGACAGUGUACCUAAUAGAGGGUUACUGGGGUGGAGUGAUUGAUGGUCGCCUGGUAACGUACUUUUGCCCUUCUCAUUACUGCCAGUGCGUCACCGAUGGAGACUUACCCGGAUGUGUAUUUAACCCAGCUCAUAUAGACGAGCAAUGUGCGCAUAAUCGUACGGGUGUGCUGUGCGGUAAAUGCAAGAAAGGUUUAAGCGUGGGUUUAAGGUCAGUAGUAUUAUACAACUUACUGUCUAACCCCCCGAAGGGAAGGUCAAGGGGGAAGGACCGGGGCAGGUCUUUUAUUUAGCCUUGUCUUCACGGAGUUUUCAGGUGUUUUAGUAUAAACCAAUUCAGUUGGAUAAAAGUGGAAAAGUGUUACUUUUUCAAAAAGUAACACUUUUGAAUGUCACUUAGUAAGAGCUUUGUUUGCGUUUUAAUAUUUCGAGAAUUUCGUUAAGCGCGUUUUUCUCGUGGUUAUACCUAUUACUCUUAAAAACACAGCAGCUCCAAUUAUUUUUGAAUUGUUGGUAAAAUUUCGCUUUUCAAAACUGUCUAAAAACGAGACGCUAUUUUCAUUCCCAUUCGAAAAGAGUGAAUAGCGAAGGAUAUCCCUCCUUACGGGAGCAAAUAUAUAUAAACACUUGAAAGUUGCUGUCCUCUGAUUUAGGUCAAAAAAGUUCUAAUACAUGUUUAUACUUUUUGGUAUUUUGUAACGAGACAAGACACAAUUAAAUAAUACUUUUUACAAAAUGACACCCUGAGGAUACAAAAACUUAUUACGCCUAACCUUCUUUUAAAAUUAACUGUUAUUUUAUUAUUCAAAUGAACAAUGAUCCUCGCAGUUGUGAACGCAAUUUAUGCAAUUGCGUAAGAAGCCUGAAAAAAAUUCAGGACUUCAACAGGAUUUGAACCCGUGCCCCCGGGAUGCUGGUGGAUGCUCUAACCAACUGAGCUAUGAAGCCACUGAUGUUGGGAGCUGGUCAAUAAUGUGUUCAUUAUGUUCCCGUGCAAAAACAUCAGUGGCUUCAUUACUCGGUUGGUUAAAGCAUCGCACCGUUAUCGCGAAGUCACGGGUUCAAAUCCCGUUGAAGUCCUGAAUUCUCACGCAAUUACAUAAAUUGCGUUGACAACUGCGUGGAUCCUUCUUCAUUUGGUUUCAUUUCCGCAGUUAGUCGUAUAUGAUUUAUUUCAUAUACAUCUAUCACAUUCAUCUCUUUCAGGGGAACAUAUGAUUACAUACUUGAUCAGCUUCCAACAUAAGUGGCUUCGUGGCUCAGUUGGUUAGAGCAUCGCACCGGUAUCGCGAGGUCACGGGUUCAAAUCCCUUUGAAGUCCUGAAUUUUUUUUUUUUAGGCUUCCUACGCAAUUGCAUAUAUUACAUUCAUAAAAGCGAGGAUCAUUCUUCAUUUGAUUUCAUUUCCGCCGUUCUUAUAUCAUUUAUUUCAUAUACAUCUAUUAUAUUAUUAUUAUUAUUAUUAUUAUUAUUAUUGUUGUUGUUGUUGUUCGGUUUUCAAAACCCGAUUGAGACCUUUAGCUUCUUAUAACCGGCCUGCUCUUUUCAAUGGCGAUUACAAACCUUAAAGUAGGGGCGAGGUGGAGGCGCUUUGGGCGAAACAAACGGAAGUAUCUUGGCAACCAGGUUUAAUAUUUCAGGCUUCUCACCGAGGGUUCCACGUCAUAGAGUUCCACUUAAUAUAUGCAGACUUUCACUUCGCUACCCUCCAAUUCACUCUUUUUACUCCUUUUUUUUCAAAUUGAUUUUCUAGAAUGGAAGAAUGUCUUGAAUGUGAGGGCCAUGGAGCGUGGGUAAUCGCUGCGGUCGUCGUUGUUGUUAUCGCUGUAUGCGUCAUAAUUAUUGUCGUCAAUCCCAGCAUGUCCAGCGAGCUUCGAGGACCCCUGUUUUUCUUCCAGGUCCUCCCUAUUAUCUUCGAGCCCAAUAACGUCAUUGGAGAAUCGGUACUCUAUGUUGCAGACCUGCUAAAUUUUGGAGGACCCCUAGUAUAUCUUCACAGCUGUGUGGUGGAAGGAAUGAAUAAUUUGUUUGCCGUCGCCUUGGGAUACCUAAUGCCCUUUGUCACGCUUAUUGUCUUUCUAAUUUCGUACAUACUGAGUACGAGCUUUUACCUGGUCAGGUUUAAAUUUCGCAAAAACUCCAGCCUGCAGUCUUUUUGGUUAAUGACGCUGUUCGUGUACAACUACCUUGCUGUGACAUCUUUUAUGUUGCUUCACUGUCCCAAAGUUGGUGGAAAGCUCGUUUUCUUCUACGAUGGAAACGUCCAGUGCUUCAAGGGAGAACAUCUCGGAAUGGCACUUCUGGCGAUGUUUGUUCUAUCAGUGUUAGUUGUUCCUCUUCCCCUGAUCGUCCUUGUCUUAACCAAAGGUUACUGGAAAGUUGACCCACAGUACGUCAGCACACUGACGAAUGGGUUGAGCCCGCAUUGCUCAUGGUGGUGGUCUGUGGACUUGUUCAGGAGAUUGUUGUUAAUGGCAACGUAUGCGUUUAUUCCAACUUGGCAUACUAAACAGGUGAGAGACUUGACGCCCUAGAUUACGUACUUCUAGAAACUCAUAAGGGGUUGUCAAUCAACCACUUAUGAGUUUCUAGUACUACAGUCAACUGACACCUUUGGGACCGGCACUAGCUGUCCGUCUUAGAGAGAUGUCCGUCUUAUAGCUAUAGAGAGUCGAAUAGGGGGAGCAAAGAAGGGAAGAGACCAACUCUAGGUGUCCGUUUUACAGAGGUGUCCGUCUUAUAGAGGUGUCUGUUAAGAGACAGUUGACUGUACUGAAUGCAGGGUGGGCCAUCAAACUUUUGGACUAAGCUGUCCACUAUACAAACCGCAAACGAAUCACCAUGCAAAUGAGACUGAGUCGUCCACCCAAUUCAACGUCUUCUCUAGGCUCGUUUUCUGCCACUCUCCGUAGGCCGGUCUUUCAUGCUCCCCAGAGCUCUCUCGGGGGAUGAUUGCGGGCUUAUUUUCCCGACCAGCAGCUGGUAAUCGAGCCUACCUCUUUUCUUUUCUAUCGAAUUAGAAAUGUAAUUUUGGUGGCGACGUGAAGUUUUCCAGAAUUUUGGAAAAGAUCGAAGCAAGUUUUUACCAGUAAAAUAUUUAGCUGUAAUACCAGAAGUGUUUUAGUUAAUACUUAAUUGGUCCCCAGUCCUUCAUAUGUUCUGUCGUUAGAUAUCCCCUGUGAAAAAUAUCCUCACUUUUCAGAGGCCAUCCCCACAAGGGGACAACUAACAAUGCUCAUGACUUAAAACAAAUAGAGACGUCUUAAACGUCCCCUCCCCCUCCCUUUUCCCCGUUUUAUCAACUGGCGCACUUUUCCAACAUCCUGGCCCAACAGAAAGACACUGGAACACGAUAAGGGACGCUCGGCUGUUACGCAAAGACGUCUCUUUCCAGGUAAACCAUAUCAUGAACAUCCCAAACAGACUGAAUCGCUGUAGACUCUCCGACUGACCGAUGCGACCAGCGAUAAGAAAAACGCGAGAGCGGGAAUACACAUUGAGAAUAAACGCGAAAGAACUGGGGCGAGAGAGGCUCCUCGCUCUCCCCAGUCUUAAAGCGCUUUUAAUUACACUAUUUUUCUGGUCUUGUCUACACCAUAUCUCAGCUGAAAAUUUGACUAAUAUGCUGUUUUUCAGAUCGUCAUGAUCCUUAUGUGCUGCUUGAUUCUCGCAGUACACAGCAUAUUUCAGCCAUACAAGAAGAAAAGAGUCAACGUGGUAGAAACCUUGUACCUCUUCGCCCUUUGUGUUAUGGCAACCAUGCAAGACUUGAACGACCAGAACACUGCAAAUGUAAUCUGCUUCGUGCUGCUGAUUUUAACCACCGUUCACUCUGUGGCCAUAAUUAUUUAUAAGGCCACUGGAUUCUACCGCAGUCGCUUUAAACGCCCUGGUCCGAAAAGGUUCGCCAAGCGUCGAGGGUACGGGUCAAUAGCAGGAACAGAUUUCGAGACUUCUAUUGGUCCCGAGCAGAUACGAAGAAAAAACAUUUUCGAUAUAAUAUUUAGCAAUUCUGAUGACAGCUCGGAUAGUUUCGGUAAAUGAGUGAAACUUAAAAAAAAAACUAGGCCAUUGUUGGAGACAACCUUGCAGUCGGUGACAGCAUUGUUUGGAUAACACCUAACCUGCGUUAAGCGCGGGGAACAAAAAUCCGUACAAAGCGCUUAAAAAAAGGGGAAUUUUGAUAGUGAACUGGAAAUUCAGUUAUUUCAACUUACGAGGUAGGAUCUAAGAUGGCGCGUUUCCUCAGAUACUCAAACGGGGCUUCUUGAUUCAGGAGGAUUUGUUAAAUAAGGUGGCAGACAUGCGUAGUGUGCUCGAGGAGCGAGGAUGGCCGCCGUAUGUUGGACAUUUUAGUUUUCACUCACUUCGCCCCGCAGAAAUUCUUUAACUCCCCCAUCGAGUCACUGCCAAGAGGGCCAAGGCGUAAAGGGUUUUACAAUUAAUUAUGACU
This is a messenger RNA of Porites lobata, 10141 nucleotides long. NCBI's taxonomy places the organism in Eukaryota, Metazoa, Cnidaria, Anthozoa, Scleractinia, Poritidae. The record is from the annotation of a GenBank genome assembly.